Ostreococcus lucimarinus CCE9901 is the source of this 2760-nucleotide messenger RNA. Its product is annotated as P-ATPase family transporter: calcium ion. Gene Ontology annotation, cellular component: intracellular membrane-bounded organelle; membrane. Gene Ontology annotation, biological process: calcium ion transmembrane transport. NCBI's taxonomy places the organism in Eukaryota, Viridiplantae, Chlorophyta, Mamiellophyceae, Mamiellales, Bathycoccaceae. The record is from RefSeq and is a predicted model, not a curated record. The transcript has a single exon. The annotation marks the transcript as partial. Gene Ontology annotation, molecular function: P-type calcium transporter activity; ATP hydrolysis activity; ATP binding.
GGCGGCGUCGACGCGAUCGCGGCGGCGCUCGGAUGCGAUCUGAAGCGCGGUCUGUGCGAUCGCGCGUGGGCGUCGGAGGAGCGAAAGGAGAGCUACGGGGUGAAUGAGUUCGAAUAUCCGCCGCCGAAGUCGUUCUGGGAGCUGUGUAAGGACGCGCUCGGGGACCUGACGGUGCGGAUCCUGAUCGCGGCGAGCGUGGUGUCGCUCGCGGUGGGCGCGGGGAUGAAGAGUCAUCGCGAGGAGUACGGGUACUUGGAGGGGAUCGCGAUCGUACUCGUCGUUUUCGUCGUCGUGUUCUUGCAAGCGUUCAUCGAUUACGCCAAGGAGAUGAAGUUUCGACAGUUGAACUCGGUCAAGGAUAAUUAUCAAGUCAAAGUGCAUCGCGACGGGAAGAGCGUGGCGGUGCCGGCGGGUGAAAUCAUGGUCGGUGAUUUGGUGGAGCUCGCGGCGGGGGAUAAAGUUCCGGCCGACGCUCUGUUCGUCGAGGGCUCUAAAUUUAAGGCGAACGAGGCGGCGAUGACGGGCGAACCCAUCGACAUUUCCAAGUCGCGCGAAAAAGACCCUUGGGUGCUUUCGGGGACGUCCAUCUCCGAGGGAUCGGGUAAGGCGUUGAUCAUUGCCGUCGGCUCAAGAUCGCAAUGGGGCGUCAUCCUGAAGACGUUGAUCGUCGAACCGAGCGAUACGCCGCUUCAGGAGCGGCUCGAGCGACUCGUCCUCCUCAUCGGUAACUUCGGCAUCGGCGCCGCUGUGCUGACUUUCCUCGCGAGCAUGAUUCGCUGGAUCGCCGACAGCGCCAAGAGUGGAAAAUGGGACGGUACGCUCGUCCUCGAGUUUCUCAUCAACGCCGUGACGAUCGUCGUGGUCGCGAUUCCGGAGGGUUUGCCUCUUGCAAUUACUCUCGGCUUGGCGUUCGCCAUGCGAAAAAUGAUGGCGGACCAGAAUCUCGUGCGUCGCUUGGAGGCGUGUGAAACCAUGGGAAGCGCCACGCAGCUCAACGCAGACAAAACCGGUACGUUGACACAGAACAGGAUGACGGUCACCGCGUGCUGGCUCGGCGGCAAAGUUUGCGAGCAAGUUCCGCCACCGAGCGUGAGCGAAACCUUCUCGGACACGCUCUGCCAAUCCAUGGCGGUUAACUCUGACGCCAACUUGAGCUACAAAGAUAACGGCACGGUGGAACACCUCGGCAGUAAAACUGAGUGUGCCUUGCUUCAGCUCGUCGAGCAGAUGCAGCCGCCUACCGACGACACGCAGACGUACAUUAAGCUUCGCGAAAAGUUUCCCGUUGCGCAACUGUACCAUUUUACUUCGGCGCGUAAGCGUAUGUCCACCGCCAUUUCGAAUGGCUCGGGCACGCGUUUGCACGUCAAGGGUGCGUCUGAGAUUGUCGUCAAGCUGUGUACGAAGAUGAUGGGCGCGGAUGGCAAGGUUUCGUCUCUCACAACGCCCAUGCUCAAGGAGGCAGAGGCGGCGAUUGAAGCCUUUGCGCGUCAAGGUUUGCGCACGCUGUGCAUCGCGUACACCGAUCUCGGGAAGUCACCGAGUAGUCUCGGUGAAACGCCGCCGGAGAGCGAUCUCACGUUGCUCGGAAUCAUGGGCAUCAAGGAUCCGAUUCGCCCCGAAACUGCCGAAGCGGUGCGCUUGCUACGCGGCGCGGGCGUGACGGUCCGUAUGGUCACCGGCGAUAACGCCAUCACCGCCGAAGCUAUCGCGCGAGAGGCAGGUAUUCUCGAAGAUGGCGAUGAUGGUCUCGUGCUUGAGGGUCCAGAUUUCCGUAAGAUGUCUGAUGCGGAGAAGGAAGCCAUCGCCAUGCGCAUUCGCGUCCUCGCGCGUUCCUCGCCGUCUGACAAGUUGGUUCUGUGCAACUUGCAAAGAAAACUCGGUGAGGUGGUCGCCGUGACGGGGGACGGUACCAACGACGCUCCGGCACUCAAAGAUGCGGACGUCGGGUUCGCCCUCGGCAUCGCUGGCACCGAAAUUGCGAAGGAGGCGUGCGACAUUGUCAUUCUCGAUGACAACAUCAAGUCCAUGGCCAAGGCCGUGCUUUGGGGUCGUAACGUCUACCAAUCGAUUCGCAAAUUUUUGCAGUUUCAACUCGUCGUCAACGUCGUGGCGGUCAGCUUGAACUUGAUCGCCGCCAUCGCGGGCAUCAAAGAGCUGCCGCUCGCUGCGGUUCCAUUGCUAUGGGUGAACAUGAUCAUGGACUCGAUGGGCGCCCUCGCGCUCGCCACGGAGCCUCCGUCACCGGAGCUCAUGAAGCGUAAGCCUUUCGGGCGCACGGCGCCUCUCAUCAAUAAACACAUGUGGCGCAACAUCAUCGGCGUGUCCGUGUAUCAAUUGACCGUGUGCAUGGUUUUCAUGUUCGACGGGAAGAGGCUCCUCGACAUUCCGUGCAAGUACGUCGCGGCGUCGGGAUCAGUGGCGGCGCACUACGAUUGCCAUCAUCAAACGUUGGAGCUGAAUGGUUUCAUAUUCAACGCAUUUGUCUUCAUGCAAGUGUUUUCUGAAAUCAAUUCUCGACGCAUCGCCGAUGUGAAUGUCUUCGCGAACAUUCACAACUCGCCCAUUUUCUGCGGCAUCAUCGCGCUCACCGUCGGUGUGCAAGUGCUCUUCAUUCAAGCCGUCGGCGGCACCGUAGUUGGUCCGGCGAUCGGAUUUGUUGAGCAAAACACAAAGGAGUGGAUCACCGCGAUCAUUCUCGGUGUCAUCAUCCUCCCCGUGGGCGUAGUCACGAGACUGUUACCCUUGAAAUGGUUCCCC